AUGGUCCGUAUCAGCGUGCUGGCCGAUGCCCUGAAGUGCAUCCACAAUGCGGAAAAGCGUGGCAAGCGCCAGGUGCUUAUCCGACCGAACUCGAAGGUCGUGGUCAAGUUCCUGACCGUCAUGAUGAAGCAUGGGUACAUUGGCGAGUUUGAGAUUGUGGACGAUCAUCGCAGCGGCAAGGUUGUUGUCAACCUGACCGGUCGCCUCAACAAGGCCGGUAUCAUCUCGCCCCGUUUCGACGUCAAGCUGGAAGAUAUCGAACGGUGGACGAAUAAUCUGCUCCCCUCCCGUCAGUUUGGCUACGUUGUCCUGACUACCAGCGGUGGUAUAAUGGACCACGAGGAAGCCAGAAGGAAACAUCUUGGUGGAAAGAUUCUGGGAUAUUUCUUCUAA
Messenger RNA from Anopheles marshallii, 393 nucleotides. Its product is annotated as 40S ribosomal protein S15Aa-like. Gene Ontology annotation, biological process: translation. Lineage: Eukaryota; Metazoa; Arthropoda; Insecta; Diptera; Culicidae. Gene Ontology annotation, molecular function: structural constituent of ribosome. Gene Ontology annotation, cellular component: cytosolic small ribosomal subunit; ribosome. The record is from RefSeq and is a predicted model, not a curated record. The coding region runs from base 1 to 393 and encodes 130 amino acids. The transcript is spliced from 2 exons.